AUGGCUGCCGCAGUUGCUUCAUUGUUUGGAUACAAAUCCUCAACUCUAGAGGUCAAUAAACCUCAGAAAAUCCACAAUGACACACUCAAAGCCCUUCCAGCUUCCUGGUAUAGCUCGCCAGAGAUGUACGAGCUGGAACGAAGAGCAAUCUUUUCCAAGAAAUGGGUCUUGAUCACCCACAAACUGCGCUUCACAACAGCCGGCGACUUUCUCAAGAUCGAAGAAGCUGGCUUCUCAUUCGUACUAUGUCUGGACCGAGAAGGCAACUUGAACGGCUUCCACAACAUCUGCCGCCACCGAGCAUUCCCUCUCAUAUCGGAAAACGAGGGCAAUGCGAGAAUUCUCUCGUGCAAAUACCACGGCUGGUCUUACGGCCUUAAUGGCAAGCUAGCCAAGGCACCGAAGUUCGACGAAGUACCCGACUUUGACAAGCAAAGCCAGAGCUUAUUUCCCGUGCAUGUGCAUGUCGAUAAGCUGGGCUUCAUCUGGGUCAAUCUUGACGCGUCUCCGAAUCCAAUUCCUUGGGAAGAGGACUUCAAGGGCGUGGAUGAGCAAGAGCGGUUCCAGAAGUACGACUUCAGCCAAUACAAGUUCGAUCACACUUGGCAGAUGACAGGCAACUAUAAUUGGAAAACCCUGGCUGAUAAUUACAACGAGUGCUACCAUUGUACCGUUGCUCACCCCGAUGUGGCCAAUCUGGCAGAUCUGUCAUACUACUAUACCAUCUCAACACCGGGGCAUAUUCAGCAUUUCUCCCGACCGCAGGAAGGCAAGGUGUCGGAGGAUAUUCAGAAUGCCAGUACUUAUUAUUUCCCCAAUGCCUGCAUGACCGUCUCGCCUCACUUUUUCUACAUGAUGAGAUGUGUUCCCACGUCUGUUGGAACAUGCUCUAUGGAAUAUGAAGUUUACCGCCACAAAGAGGCCUCAGAUGAGGACUUCGAGCACAUUGAUUCCUUCUUUAAGCGGGUUCUGGACGAAGAUAAGCAUUUGUGUAAUGCGGCACAGAAGAACUUGAAUGCUGGAGUGUUUGUCAAUGGGCAACUUCACCCUCGUCUUGAGAGUGCACCAAUUUACUUCCAGAAUACUGUCAGAGCUCUUCUUGUCUCUCAUAGAGAUGAAGAGAGGAGUGAGAAGCGGGAGAUUUGGCCAGCGCGACAACAUUCAGCGGGCCAGGCCACCGCAGAGGAUAUUGCCUUUUGCGCCGGGGCCGAUGUGCGAGUUGAAAAACACCAAAGAGAUGAGGCAGCAGUACUGAUUCAAGAUCGCGAUAGCUCGAACCACCAAGUUGGAAUUCGUCGGUCGAGCUCGGACCGGCUUGAUAGUCGCGAAAAUACUUCGGAAUCAAAUGAUGUCCAGGAAACGCUUCCUCAGCGACGGACCUCUAGGGACGAGAUAAUCGCUCCCCAAGUUGCCAAUCCGUUGCCCUUUACGAUGCCCCCAAAGGAAAUUGUUGCAGAGGGCUUCGCUCUUUAUUUCAAAUACUGCCACAAACAACCACUGUGGCUCUUUGAUCCCGAUGAGAUGUCCAUGCCAGAGACUUGUCGCAGUGAGGUCAUAUUUGGCACACUCAGUCUUGCUUUACGAUAUUCAAAUAAUCAGUUCCUGGAAGGGCGGACUGAUCAAAUGUGUCGACACUACGCCGAAGCUGCACGCAGCUAUGCCAUGUUUCGAAUUGCUCAGGGCACUGUGGAUUUGUCAACGAUUCAAAGUCUUUGCCUCAUUACCCUGGCUGGAUAUAUCGCAAAUGAUACCCAUCUCGUUUGGCUCCACAUCGGUCUCGCAGCAAAUCUCGCUCAGUGUGCGGGUAUUGAUAUCGAAAUGCACGAAGGCGAACUAGAUCCGAUAUUAGAAGCGCAAAGAAGGGUGUUCUGGAGCAUUCAUCUUCUUAAGCAACAUUAUGCCCCACACAGCAUGCAAUUGAAUAUGCUCCGGGACAUUCACAGCCCGAAGUACAUGGCUGUCAAUAUAGAUUCGCCGCGGGAGAUGGGUAUGAAGCCACCACAGACACCCCAAGAAAACGGCGCCUUCACAUCUCGAGGAGGCAUAUGGGUAUACAUGGUGCAGCUAGCUACGCUUUGGAGCGAAGUCCAGCAAUAUGUUUCCCAUUGUGCGAGUGGAUACUCCACUCCUCCCUGGUCUGUGGAGUCUGGCUACUCUAUAAUCGGGGCUCAUCUGAUGGACAUUGAAACUAAAUUUCCCACUUGCAAUCGAUACGACUCGGUGAGAUUUCAAGAUCAAUCGCGAGAAGAAUUGCAUCGUGAUCGAGGCUUCUGGAGUCCCUGGCUGUACCUCCAAUUCACUUACCACGCCGUACACAGCGUGCUCAACCAUCCUUUCCUAUACUCCUGGCGCCCGCAACAGUCUUCCCAGCUGGCUGUGCCAAACACAUUUUGGAAAACAUCUUCUGAACUAGCUCUAAUCCACACGACAUGGACCGUUCGACUAAUCGGUAUGAUCAAAGAAAAAGAAUAUGAAAUUUCCGAUCCCUUCCUUUGCCACGCAGUGGCUAUUGCAGCUACGAUUCAUCUCUAUUAUUGCUGUGCUGCAGACCCGGUCAUGAGAGACUCGGCCCAACGAAAGCUGGAAACGUGCACACAAUUUUUAAGCGAUCUAGCCACCAAGUGGCCACGGUGUCAAGCACUACACCAAAAAGUUCAAGAUCUCGUCCAAUCCGCAUUUGCUGUCAGUCCCCGGGCAAAUAACCACCGCCUAGCUCGGCGAACAUUAUCUAUAGAUACGGCCUUGAUGUGGGAAAUUCUUUGCCACAGCUCUAGCAAGGCAUCGUUUGCACCCCCGAGAGAUGGUCUCUUCGAUGCCUCAUUUACACCACCCCCGUCCAAGAAUUCAGACAAGGUGACAGUUGAAACCGAGAUCUUUCAUCAUUCUGCUCGGGCGGUGGAUACGUCUGAUGGUGGUCAAGCAUUGCCACCUUAUUCUAGCACUCUGCAAGAUCGGGCUGGUCCUGAGAAUUCUGAUGAUGAUCAACUAUGGACUCGAAGCAACUUGAACUCCGUUGAUCACGGCCCAAAUUAUCAACUCCCACGAGAGCCACAGGGGUGGCCAGGGCCGGGGGUCUUGGCUGAUAUGUCGUUUAUGGAUACUACACAUGAUCCGUUCUUUCAAUUCCAAGAUAGCGAGAAUCCUUAUCAGGGCGUUUGGGAGGUGGGGAAUCUGUAG
Molecule: messenger RNA, 3177 nt
Organism: Penicillium verhagenii
Lineage: Eukaryota; Fungi; Ascomycota; Eurotiomycetes; Eurotiales; Aspergillaceae
Exons: 5
Coding region: 1-3177 (1058 amino acids)
Biological process (GO): DNA-templated transcription
Molecular function (GO): DNA binding; 2 iron, 2 sulfur cluster binding; iron ion binding
Source: RefSeq, a predicted model, not a curated record